Messenger RNA from Rhincodon typus (whale shark), 3911 nucleotides. It is a transcript of the gene gtf3c2, whose product is annotated as general transcription factor IIIC, polypeptide 2, beta. Gene Ontology annotation, biological process: transcription by RNA polymerase III. Lineage: Eukaryota; Metazoa; Chordata; Chondrichthyes; Orectolobiformes; Rhincodontidae. Gene Ontology annotation, cellular component: transcription factor TFIIIC complex. The transcript has 16 exons. The record is from RefSeq and is a predicted model, not a curated record. Bases 255 to 3911 code for a protein of 1218 amino acids. Gene Ontology annotation, molecular function: protein binding.
UCGCUGGUUAUUUGUAAGUUCGAGUGUUUAGUAUCCUUUCCGAAAGGGAUAGGAGGGGAGGUGUGCAAGUUGGAUCAUUAUACAGAAUAACGGUGGUUUCAAGUUUUACGUGUGCCCGCUUCUGAGCUUCAUCCUUAUCCGUUCACUGUAGGAGCCUGCAGACGCGGGGCGGGUGCGAUGAGACAAGAUUUUAAUGAAAUUGCUGAGCCUGAGCUGAUCACCUGCCUGAAGUGUAUAAGAAAGAAAAUAUAUUUAUGGAACCAAAUCUUCAGGAUACCUGUGAGGCUGAUUCAGAAGAAGCACAAAAAACGGCUGUCUCUGUCGAAGCUGCUCAGACCCCUGCAAGAUCAACGACCCACAUAAAUAACGAUGGAUUAGGAUCUACAACCAGUGAUUUUCACACUGAGAACCCUGCUGAGAACUAUGCGCGUUUGGGAAAAGAAGCCAUUUGUGUGUCCGGCUUCAUUGAAAAAGACUGUGAUGGUUUAAUCAGCGAUACUAACAAGAAUACUUCAUUUAUAUCUGCAGCAUCUGUACGAGUUUCUAAACCACACGUUGCUAUUAAAACAUCAGGGCGAGCAGCAACUAAUAACAGAAGUCCACAAAAAGACAAAAGUCUGCUUGUUUCUGACCUAAAAUUAACAAGUAAUCUUUUUACUACAGAUGGGAUAGCUUCUACAGUGUCUGCAGGUGAAAACCAUCGACCAUUUGGUACAACCCUUUUACAGCAAAGUGCUGAUGUUAACAAGGAGAAACCCAAAUCUGCAAAUCACAGUUCACAACUUGCAGAGUGUCAUCCCACUCUGAGUAAGAGUGCUGUCAUAUGUGCCACAAUCACUUCAAAAGAUACCAAUCUCCAUCCCAACACUCUGGUAGUUUCAGAGCAGAGUACUCGUGAGAUAGAAGGCCAGUGGAGGAAAGGAGGAAAAGACCUGCUGAUUGAUCACUUAAACCAUUCUGCUGCAAAUGAGAAUGUUGCAACUGUAAAUGAGUCCGAAAUUAAGUUUUGUCUAGCUCCUGAUCCAUUACUUAUACAGCAAAAUACAGACAAAAAACAAGAGUCAUGCAUAAAAGACCAAAAUAGCUUGAUGUGUAAUCCAGAAGUGGACCUCUGUGAUAGAUCUGUGAAUGGUUGCCCUCGUGAAACAAGCGCUAAUCCUGUGAACAUCCCUAAGAAACGAGGAAGAAAGCCUAGAAGUGCAGUGGUUACAUUUGCAAAAGAAAUUCCCAGUCAUGGCAACAGUGAAAAUGGUUGUGGCCCAGAAGUGGGAACUCUUGAGCCAGUGCUGAUUCCAAAGAAACAAGCAAGAAAACCUAAAAAUACAAGAACAGUGUCGCAAACAUCAAAACGGUAUUCUGAUGCUGCUGAGAAUGAUGGCAAAUUUGAAUUGGGAGCUCCUCAACCAGCCAACAUCCCAAAGAAAAGGGGAAGAAAACCUAAGAAUGCAAAAAUAAUGUCUGUUGAAAGAGUAGUGCAGCAAAUUCCAUCAAAGGGGAUUAGUGAUGAUGCUAAAAAUGAUAGUAACAAUGAGAUGGUAAUUCAUGAACCAGUGAAGAUCCUGACAAAACGAGGAAGAAGACCUAAGAAUGCAAAAGCAGUGGCUGCUGAAAGAGUGGUGCUGCAGGCUCCAACAGCUGGUAGUAAUAUUUCUGAAAAUGGUGGUGUCACUGAGAUUGAUGCUCCACCACCGAUGCAGAUACCCAAGAAGAAAGGAAGAAAACCUAAAAAUAAGAUGGUACCCCAAGAAGAGAGUACAGAUACCCAUGGGCUGUUGAAGCCAAUCGUCCAGAGAUUAUUGGAAGAGAGCAAUGCCAACAAUGAGCUAACGGCAAGUGGCCGACCAAAGAGGAGGGCGGCCAGAGCUGCUUUGCUUUACCUACAUGAAAUAGUAGAGGAAAUAAAAUCACCGUCUUAUAAGGUGGAUGAUGUGGCUGGCAAUAUAAGUGAUUGUGAACCAGAUCAACCUCUGGAUCAAUCACUAUCUCAACCUCCGUCUUCCCCAAAACGAAGAAAAGGAAGGAAGAGGCAGAAGAUCAGUGAUGUUUUUGAUGACUUGUCAGAUGACAAAGAUUUUGUGAUCUCUGAUGAAGGAACUGACGAGGAAGAGGACGAAGAAUUUAAUGAAGUCGAACCAUGCAGUGAUGGUUCUGAGUCUGAUCUAUGUGAUUUUCGUGAUGGAGAUGGUCAGAAACAAAGAAGGAGUCCGAUAAAUAAACAAUCUUGCAGUACAAAACGUCGGCUGUUUGGAAAUUUUGCUAAUGGCCUCCCUAAUACUAUAAUGGUACCAGUGUGGGAAGCUACAACAAUUACAAGAAAGCAUCGAGAGGAACAUCACUCCCCAUGGGUGUUUCCACAUUGGAUGCCUUCAGUGCAGGACUGGAGUUUUCUUUCACAAAGUGAAUCACUUAGGUAUUUGCCCAAUGAAGGAAUCUCACCAAUGUUUAAAAUUAAAAGGGAAGGUCUUCGAGAAAACUCUGUAAUUCAGAGACUGAGAAGAUUCCAGUCACUACCUGCUCAUAAAGAUCGCUGGGAUGUAAACUUCUUUGUAGGUGGUCCUGUAUGGUGUGUGGAGUGGUGCCCGACCCCCGAGGGUUCAGCUGCUUGCCAGUACGCAGCUAUUUAUUGCAAUAAAAGAAUGGAUGAUAGGCAUAAACUGAUGGAUCAGUAUACAGAGCCAACAUUACUUCAGAUUUGGCAACUGGGAGACCUCCAACAGGAGCAAUGCCCUCAAAUGAAUGCUGCUUUAGCUUAUGGUAUUGCCACAGAGUACGGUUGCAUCUGGGAUAUGAAGUGGUGUCCCAGUGGUGCAUGGGAACUGCCGGAAACCACUAGAAAGAUUCCUCAGAUGGCAAGACUUGGUAUGCUAGCAGCUGCAUUUUCCAGUGGAAAGGUUGUCGUUUACAGUUUGCCGCACCCCGAGUCUCUAAAUACGUAUAAAAUGAAGUGUUCAAAAGGUUCAUCUAUUCCAGGGCCAAUCAUAUGUAAGGUUCAAUGUACUGUAAUUCUGGAGAUUGGAUCAGUCCAGUUUAGUGGUUCCUCACAAUGUGGACAAUGUUUCUGCCUUGACUGGAUGCCUACUGGUGAACAUGAAUAUUUGGCAGCAGGUUUUUAUGACGGUACGGUUGCUCUUUGGAAUCUGAAUACUACAUCAUUAUUGUUACGAGUUCAGCAAGGAGAUGGAACUUUGAGGGUCUUUCCUUUCCACUCCUUUGUUGCACACGACCAUGCUGUCAAAGCCAUUGCUUGGAGUAAAGCUCACAGCAAUUUUCUAGUAACAGCUAGCCCUGACAGGAAGAUCAAGUUCUGGGAUCUCAGAAGAACAUAUCAACCAAUCAAUGAAAUUAAGCGUUAUUUGAACACAGAGGUUGCCUGGUUGCUUCCAUGGUGUGGAGUUAUGGUAGCACAGGAAAAUUGCUACGCUGCGUUUGGACUCAGUGGAAUUCACUACGUAGAUGCUGGUUUUCUUGGAUUUAAGCCAUAUUUUGCUGCACCAAGAGCAGGAACAGUGUGGAGUAUUUCUGGCUCUGAUUGGUUGAAUACCUGCGUCUCGGGAGAUAACACAGGAGAGGUGAUUGCUGUAAUCCUCCCAGAUUGUAUGAACAACACCAUGAAUAUCAAGCGACCUAAUGAGCGGCGUUUUCCUGUUUAUAAAGCUGACCUCAUUCAUCACAAUGCUGGCAGUAACAUUUCAGUCUCCUGCUUACAUCAAAAAGAGAAAGAGGCCAAUGUCGAAAAGCAUUCUUCUGAAAUGGAGGAGGAAGAUUCAACUUCCAGUCCUGUCAUUGAACCAAAGACUUAUAAUGAUACAGUGAAGAAAUACUACCUAAUGUUUGACGAUACUGACUUGGUGAGCAAAAGUAAAUCUGUAUCAUACUUAAUUCAGUAUUGUGCUGAGAGGCAUUUGCAUUAG